AUGGACGUGCCUCUUGUUGACUUUGAGAACAUGGACAUCGGUAUCAACCUCGGUGACCCCAGUGACUCCGGUUACCCGACUACACCCACCUCCGAGGCCCCCGAUCAGAAUCUGUUGACCCAACGUGUGACCUCUCCGCACCCGUCGCCACACAGAGGACGACGCAGGUAUCCAACCGGUCCAGAGGGGCUGUCGCCGUCCUCCCCACCGACCGUCACCACGAAAGCGAACUCCAGCAGCGGCAGCCUGAUCUCUCAUCUCAAGCUCCUCAUCAACAGCGAGUCUCCCUGCGGCAGCGUCUUCAGUAAGAUGCCGAAGGAUUGCUACGAGAGCGAAGACCUGUUUGAGAGGCACUGCGUGGAAGAAAGAGAUGAGAAAGUUGUCAUCAAUAUUUCAGGGCUGAUGUUUGAGACCCAGCUCAGCACCUUGAACAAGUUUCCAGACACCGUGCUUGGGAACCCAAUGAAGCGGAUCAAUUUCUUCGACCCGCUGAAAAACGAAUACUUCUUUGACAGAAACCGUCCGUCGUUCGAUGGGAUCCUGUACUUCUACCAGUCCGGCGGCAGAAUCCGCAGACCGGCCAACGUCCCCUUAGACGUUUUUGCGGCCGAAAUUGUUUUUUACGAGUUGGGCCACGAAGCCAUGGAGCAGUUCCGUGAGGACGAGGGGUUUGUCAAAGAGCCAGAAGUCCUCUUGCCUGAGAACGAACUCCAGCGACAGUUCUGGCUCCUGUUUGAAUACCCGGAGAGCUCCAGUGCAGCCAGAUCUGUGGCCCUGGUUUCGGUGUUCGUCAUCGUCAUCUCCAUCUUCAUCUUCUGCCUGGAGACUCUGCCGGAGUUCAGGGACGACCACAACGUUAUCCAGAGUUUAACCCAACUUAUCAACGGCUCCAGAGACAGUUCGGCUCCUCGUCCCGCCGCUAAAGACAUCAUGGCUUAUAUCACGGACCCCUUCUUCAUAGUGGAGACUAUUUGCAUCAUUUGGUUCUGCUUUGAAGCCGGUGUCCGCUUUGUGGUCUGCCCAAGCAAGAGUGAUUUCUUCAAUAACCUCAUGAAUAUCAUUGACUUAGUCUCUAUAGUUCCCUACUUCGUCACCCUGGGUACGGAGCUGGCUACGACCCCUGACGACGAUAUGAACUCCGGUCAGAACAUGUCGCUGGCGAUCCUACGAAUCAUACGACUGGUGAGAGUCUUCCGAAUUUUUAAGCUCUCACGACACUCGAAAGGCCUUCAGAUCCUGGGUCAGACAUUGAAAGCCAGUAUGAGGGAACUGGGGCUGCUCAUUUUCUUCCUGUUCAUAGGAGUCAUCCUGUUCUCAAGUGCAAUCUACUUUGCAGAAGUGGAUGAGCCCCACACACAGUUUGUGAGCAUCCCCGACGGCUUCUGGUGGGCCGUGGUGACCAUGACCACGGUGGGAUACGGAGACAUGUGCCCCAUCACCAUUGGAGGCAAAAUGGUCGGCACUCUCUGCGCCAUUAGCGGUGUCCUGACCAUCGCAUUGCCCGUUCCCGUCAUCGUCUCCAACUUUAACUAUUUCUACCACCGGGAGACCGAGCAGGAGGAGAAGCAAAUGAUCGACGCGGCAACGGAGGCUGCCCAGAAAAUGUCACCGUUUAAAUUCGGAAGCACGCCUUCACUGAACAAAAGUAAUGGCACGUUUCAGAAUGAGAAGAACGGCAUGCACUGA
This is a messenger RNA of Limanda limanda (common dab), 1686 nucleotides long. RefSeq names its product potassium voltage-gated channel subfamily A member 10. NCBI's taxonomy places the organism in Eukaryota, Metazoa, Chordata, Actinopteri, Pleuronectiformes, Pleuronectidae. Gene Ontology annotation, molecular function: protein binding; delayed rectifier potassium channel activity. Gene Ontology annotation, cellular component: voltage-gated potassium channel complex; membrane. The record is from RefSeq and is a predicted model, not a curated record. Bases 1 to 1686 code for a protein of 561 amino acids. The transcript has a single exon. Gene Ontology annotation, biological process: protein homooligomerization; potassium ion transmembrane transport.